AUGACUAUAAAAUUAAUCAUUCUUGUAAUGGUGUAUCUUCAAACCUACACUGCAACUGGACAGAUAAUAUGUGAAAGGCAAAUGAGUGUGGAAUGGCACAGACACCCAAAGCACCACAUCAUGAAAUGGACUCUGAUGAACAACAUCUGCUCAAACUUCUACACAGAUUGCUGGAAUAUAAAUACCAAUAUUGAAAGGAACAUCCUAGAACAGCAGGCGUUGAAUGUCCCUCAAAUAUGUCCCUUGCAGCUUCAGUUAGGGGAUAGUCUGUUCAUAUCUUCAGAGGCAUCUUUUCAGUCACAUGGGAUGAAUUUGGGGAAUGUUUCCAUGGAAGAAUUUAUUAGGUGCCCCCCAAAAGACUUUCUUCAAGAUCAGUUGAUAUUUGGUUGCAGGUUAAAAGGGAUGCAUCAAGUUGACCCUCGGUGGCUUGGAGUAGGAACUCAUUAUUUUGCAGAAGUUCAGACCAAAGGACCACCGUUAUGCAACCUGGGCCUUCGGCUCAAUGUAACAGUGAAGCAGCACUUUUGCCAACAGUCUUCAAAUGCACCUUUUUGCUCCAGACAUGGCAGAUGCUUAAGCCAUGUAUGGGAAGAGGCAUAUAACUGCCACUGUUCUCAACAGUAUUCUGGAAGAUUCUGCCAGGAGUUUGAUGCAUGCUCCAGUAAACCCUGCCAGAACAAUGCCUCCUGUAUUGACACAAGAGAAGGAACUAUUGGGGAUUCCUAUGAAUGUACCUGUCCCUCACAGUUUGCAGGUAAAAACUGUUCAGAAAUAAUUGGACAGUGCCAGCCCCAAGCCUGUCUGAAUGGCAACUGCAGCAAUGUUACUCCAAAUACUUUUCUUUGUGAAUGUGACAAAGACUUUACAGGUAAGCAAUUCAUUUUAUUUUCUAUGCUGUAA
Messenger RNA from Trachemys scripta elegans, 900 nucleotides. Its product is annotated as protein eyes shut homolog. NCBI's taxonomy places the organism in Eukaryota, Metazoa, Chordata, Testudines, Emydidae. The record is from RefSeq and is a predicted model, not a curated record. Gene Ontology annotation, molecular function: calcium ion binding. The transcript is spliced from 2 exons. Bases 1 to 900 code for a protein of 299 amino acids.